UCAAAGAAGAUGGAAAACAUGGUUGAAGAGAAUAAUAAUUAUUUGGAAACAACCAUGUUCUUUCAACCAGAUAGCUACUUGGAUGAGCCAAUUAUAUCGUCAUACUAUGAUUCAAGCUCGCCAGAAGGGGCACAAUCAUCGAAGAACAUUGUAUCAGAAAGGAUUAGGAGGAACAAACUCAAAGAAAAGUUAUUUGCACUUAGAGCUCAUGUUCCAAAAAUAACCAAGAUGGAUAAAGCCUCAAUAGUGAAAGAUGCAAUUGCCUAUAUUGAAGAAUUGCAAAAUCAAGAUAGGAGAAUUCAAGGAGAGAUAUCAGAGCUUGAAUCCGAAACCUCAAACAAGAAUAGUGCCCAUCUUCAACAUGAAACCUUUGAUUUUUCAAAGCCUAAAAGACCAACUACACUUGAUGAGCAGCAGUAUGGAUAUCAUUCUUCCCCUAUUGAUGUUCUUAAGUUGAGGAUAUCUUCAAUGAGAGAUAAGACAGUGGUGGUGAACCUCACUUGCAUCAAAAGAAGAGACACAAUGGUAAAACUUUGUGAUGUUUUUGAAUCUUUGAAUAUCAAAAUAAUUUCUGCAACUAUCUUUGCUUCCUCUGGGACACUUCUCCACACAGCUUUCAUUGAGGCUGAUGAGGAAGAGAGCAAUCUUUUGAAGUUGAGGAUUGAAACUGCUAUAGCUUCUCUAAAUAAUCGAGAUAGCCCUAUGAGUUCUUAGAACAACAAUUGCUUUGAUUCAACUAUGUUUCUCCUUCAUGAUAAUAAGGAUGUAUUUAUUCCAAGAGUGUUUUUUUCCUGGUUGAUCUUAAAGUUUGGUCACCUUUGAAUAGCUAUUAAUUUAUGUAGUUUGUAGUUGGUGUUUUUCACAUGAAAUUUCAGUCAAUGAAAGUCUACCUUUA
Solanum tuberosum (potato) is the source of this 895-nucleotide messenger RNA. Its product is annotated as transcription factor bHLH35-like. NCBI's taxonomy places the organism in Eukaryota, Viridiplantae, Streptophyta, Magnoliopsida, Solanales, Solanaceae. Gene Ontology annotation, cellular component: nucleus. The transcript is spliced from 5 exons. Gene Ontology annotation, biological process: regulation of DNA-templated transcription. The coding region runs from base 10 to 714 and encodes 234 amino acids. The record is from RefSeq and is a predicted model, not a curated record. Gene Ontology annotation, molecular function: protein dimerization activity; sequence-specific DNA binding; DNA-binding transcription factor activity.